Eufriesea mexicana is the source of this 4018-nucleotide messenger RNA. Its product is annotated as BTB/POZ domain-containing protein 7. Gene Ontology annotation, biological process: morphogenesis of a branching epithelium. The transcript has 11 exons. NCBI's taxonomy places the organism in Eukaryota, Metazoa, Arthropoda, Insecta, Hymenoptera, Apidae. Bases 551 to 3250 code for a protein of 899 amino acids. Gene Ontology annotation, molecular function: protein binding. The record is from RefSeq and is a predicted model, not a curated record.
UACUUGAUCGCGGAAUUGUGUAUUCGCGCAUGAUCAGACGGAAUAUAAAUUUCUCCGUGUCAGAAAAAUUCCUUCACUGUGUGUAUGCCUUAAACGAUACUGUUAUCUGUGAAAGCGUCGUGAACGUAAACAAACUAUUUCACACGUUAUUUUUAACGUUACGCGUUAUUUUCGUUUUGCUUAUCGUCGACUCACUACAGUUAGCAUGACUACCGCCGAGGUUUGUUUUCGUGUGACCAGACGGUCCGCUGUGCUCGCAAUUAUGUGUCGUCGUCUGCACGGCUGUAUUUACUUAACGUGGUUAAAUACUCGUUUGUCGUAAAGCUUUCUCAUAGAUUUCGGUAAUACAGAAAUGCGAGCUACCGAUCAUACGCAUUGUGCCGCGACCAAGUUUUAUUUACAUGCAGACUAAGUUGACGAGCAUAAACAUGGCCGUCGUGCUUUGUGAUGAUUAUUCGUGCCAGUUUGAAUUCAAGGAAGUCCUGCGAGAAUGGAAAUAAUGGAUGGAACGCAUGCACCCGAGAUAUCCAGGCUGUUGUCUGGGUGAGCAAUGAAUGUAUUCCGAAUUUUGACACCGUGUGUAUUGCAACGUAGACGACCAAAGGAGGUUGAUAAUUCCGAUAAAAGGGAUUGCUGGUUCGUGAAAAGACGGCGUGGAGAUGCUUCCUAUAUGAUACAUAGAAUGGGUGCUUCUGCAUCGUCAAGCAUCACCAGUGUAGGUGGAGAUUCGGUCCAAGCAGCUAGACUUUCAUCCUCUGGUAAUCCACCUGAUCAGCAUGGCAUUGCUAUCAGGGAAAAGAAGAAGAAAAUGACGGGGUUCGCAACGUUACGCAAGAAAUUCAUUCGAAGACGUCGGUCUUCAAAGGCUUGCGACCAUGGUAGGAUAAUCCGAGAUUUGGUCUCAACAUGGAGCCAUUUAGAAGCAACGGCGCUUUUGGAGGAGUACGAGGCGCUGGCUGCAUUAAAGGAUCUCCAUGUCCAAGCCGAAUUAGCUAGACCACCGGCUGCCACAUACAAACAGGAUUUGUCGAUGUUGUACGACUAUAAACAUUGUUCUGAUGUGGAUCUCGUCUACCGAGGAGCUUGCUUCCCCGUUCAUAGAGCCCUACUGUCAGCCCGUUGCCCUUAUUUCAGGGAUUUGUUGGCUGGAUGUCCGGGAUACGGUGCUAGGAUAUGCUUGGAGUUGAGAACACCGAAUCUCGAAGUACAAAUGUUUUCAGCAUUGUUGCGAUAUCUCUACACUGGUGAUAUUUGUCCACACGAUGCAGCCUUGGAGGCGAAUCUCUUACGACGACUGAGCGAAGAAUUCGGCACACCGAAUCCGCUGGAACACGAUCUCAGAUACCUGCUCGACACCGGUGAUUACGCGGACGCCGCAUUAGUGUUCACGUCAGACAGUGAUUACCAGAGACCAGAUAGUGGAAGUUCAGAAUAUGGAUUCCGGCCAAAGUUAGAACUGCCAUGUCAUAAAGCGAUACUUUCUGCGAGAUCCCCGUUCUUCAGAAACUUAAUACAAAGACGGACUAGAUCUGGGGAAGAUCACACAGAAAGAGCGCUUCAUAUACCCACUAGAAUAGUUUUGGAUGAGAGUGUAAUACCCAAACGAUACGCCAGAGUAUUGUUACAUGCAGUGUAUUUAGAUACCGUUGAUUUAUCGUUAAUUAUGAGAGGUAAUGGUUGCGGGAACAGCGCUGGUAGUCUUGGAGAGGUUCAGGCCCUUACUCAUACUGGACGUGUUCGACCAAGCCCUUUAGAAGAAGCAAUGGAAUUGUACCAAAUUGGCCGAUUUUUGGAGCUAGAUAUAUUGUCACAGGGUUGUGAAGAUCUUAUUUUAGAAUACCUUACAUUGGAGUCACUUCCAACCGUUUUAAAGUGGGGUAGUCAACCUCACGGAUCGGCAUGGGUACACAGACAAGCGUUACAUUAUUUAAGAGAGGAAUUUCAGCCGGUUGCUUCUUCUUCAAUUCUUCAUCAAUUGGAUCAUGCACAUUUGGCGACCGUUUUGCAAAGCCAUUUCUUGCAAGCGAGUGAACUUGAAAUACUGCAGGCGGUACUCAAGUGGGGGGAACAAGAAUUGGUGCGUCGUAUGGAAGAUCGGGAACCAAAUUUGCUUAGUCACACAGUGCACUCUGUAACCAGAAAAGGAUUGAAGAAAAGGGAUUUAAGCGAUAUAGAAUUGCGAGAGAUACUUAGUGAACUUUUGCCCCUUGUUAGAAUGGACCAUAUAUUACCCCCAAACAGCGAAGCUCUGGCUCAAGCUAUUAGAAGAGGAUUAGUUUCUACUCCACCGAGUCAUAUGAUAGGGGACGAGAGAGAGAAUUUGCGGAUGAAUGCAUGGAUACGAGGGGGAAAGAAAAAUGGAUUUUUUGUAAGGCCACGCCUGUUCAUGCCUUAUUACGAGGAAAUAAAGUCUUUAGUUGAGGAACAAAUGGUCCAAGAAGCAGAUUUAGUGAGAUUACGAAGGCCACGAUAUGUGGCUGAUAUUCCCGAUGCCUUGUACAUGGUUGAUGAGAAACCAAGACCAAUGGGUACAGCUGGCGUAGAUGUUCUAGCUGCAGCGUUCCCAGUUCCAGAUUCCGCGACUUUGGCAGCUAUGAUGAAGCGAGAGCAGAAAUUGAGGCAGUCCCCCAGUUGUCAAAGGGCUAUCAGCUUGCCGCUCUCAUCACGACACGAAAUUAAUAGACAAGUGCGACUACGUGUUGUAAGAGAGUUCAACUUACCUGAUACGGUGGCAGAUCUGCUGGAAAACACAGCCGCGUACAAUGUGAAGGAGCAAAACGAGAGGCUGACUGAUAUCGAGGACAUGGAUUCUCCGGGUAUGGGGAUCAACGCCAGAACGGUCCCGCCAUUGUGUUACGGAAGAAACAUGACAUUCCCGCGGCCAGCCUCUUCUUGUACCCACAGACACGAGCUUCCAGCUAUAGUCACCGAGGGUGAAAGCUGUAGACUCCUCGCGGAGCAACAAGAGAACAAUUCCUGUAGCGAUGGACAACUGUCGGGCGUGAUGCCAGAUGUAGCGAUGGCGACAGCCUCCUUUGGAGCUCUGCAGUUGAUAGAAGAGCAGGAACUGGAGCUGGACCUAGGUGAUGGAACUUCACACCUCCUGCAGCACGUAUCACCAUCGAAUGGAACGAUGGGCUCAUCACACAGGUCAUCGCUCCCUCAUCCCCAUCAGAGGCACUACAAUGGUCCGCCUCCUCCACCGUACAUGUACCACCGAGCUGGCACUGCCUUACCAAGAUUUAUUUAAGAUUUCUACAAGAUAAGAAGGACUGUAUGGCAACUAUAACACCCUUCAUUGGGGCGUUCAUUUCAUGAACGAAAUCGGAAUCACUAGGUGUACUCUUCAUGUACUGCCAAGUUUCUUUUCUCAGCAGUUAGUUUAGCAAAAAAAUCCCUUUGUUGGUCUCGCGACGAUCCUAAUGAGAUUCGAUGAGCUUAAGAGGCAGGAUAUUUUGAUUAAGUGUCGCAAUUUUCCGUGACUGUACAGUUUGUUCCUGAGGAAGUAAUUGCGGACACGUGUCUUUCGUGGACCAUCCUGUACAGUCGCUAAAAAUACGCAUCAACAUAGAAUAUUCUAAAGCAGUUUGUCGAAAUUUCAUUUACGAUUGUCGAUACCAAUCUCGGGAUCUUUUUGCCAGCUAGAAACUUUCAUAUAAAUCCUAGAAGUAUUUUAUACUUCAGCCAAUUCGAGCUGACGCGUUUCCUGUGCGGAGUGUUUGUUUUGAUUACUUUGUAAAAGAACGCCUAAAAGGUGGACACCUUGCGCAGGCCACGCGUCAGAUAUUUGUACGAAAUUAUUCUCACAGACAACGAUUGACUCGUUGCAAUUAAUUGGUAGAACUUCUGCCGAGGAUUCUGUGAUACACGAAGACGUACUUCUUGUGGUUCUUGUCGUGGCAAAGAUUACGCGCAGCGUGUCGAUGAAACUUCGUUCUUGCGGGUACAAAUUUACUGAUACGACGAAGAAACAAUUAUACGUACUGGUUUAUUUAAGCGCAGCUUAACGAACGUAGAG